Sphaerulina musiva SO2202 is the source of this 1545-nucleotide messenger RNA. RefSeq lists its product as uncharacterized. The transcript has a single exon. The record is from RefSeq and is a predicted model, not a curated record. Bases 1 to 1545 code for a protein of 514 amino acids. NCBI's taxonomy places the organism in Eukaryota, Fungi, Ascomycota, Dothideomycetes, Mycosphaerellales, Mycosphaerellaceae.
AUGGAGAUGGCGGGCUUGGCCAAGAUCAAGUGGUUGAGCGACCGGAAGAGUUUGUCUUCGCGCAAAACUUGUGCGGCAUUCCAAGCCAGUAUGUCAAGCUUCUCGCAGUUCUUGGACAACUUCUCAGGGAUUGCUGAGAUAGCCAAAUCUGCCGACCAGCAAUGUGGUGGCCUGGCCUUUGGCACUCUAUCUCUAAUGCUCAGUAUCUUUGUGCAUAAGACCCAGCGAGAGCAAGCUCUGGAUGAAGGGUUUGCAGAGCUCGGUCUGGCUUUGCCACGACUUCAAACUUUGCAGAAUCUCCGUCAAGAAGGCAUGAAGGAUGAUCUAGUGAGCUUUGAGCGACUCGAAGCUCUCAUCAUGACGACGUUCUGCCAGAUUAUCAAGUUGGCGCGGGAGACCGCAGAGUACUAUAGUUCCAAGUCCCGCAGGAUCAAAGAUGCAAUGUUGCCUGAGCAGAAAAAGAAUGCCAAUCUGAUCGAUGCUCGGAAUACCCUAUGCGAGAUCCGGAACGAAUGUGAUAUUCUGAUGUUGACAAGAAUCACCACCUUGCACCAGAAGCUCGAGGCCAUCAGCGUAGAUGUGAGAAAGACGCGCGUGGAAUCAGCCCAUGCAGGGUCUCAGUUAAGGCGCGCAAGGGAAUCUUCUGACACCAGCCAUCUUGCAGAGCUGAGGCAGAUUCUCGGAGUACAAGAGCUAUCGGCAAACGUCAAUGUGAAGAAGUACAAGUCGCUCCUGGCCAGUGCAUUCUUUUCGGGCAGCGCUCUUCGUUCCAAGUACUGCCGUCCCAAGAAGAUCUCGAUGGAACUGCUGAGAGGAGAGGGAGAGUUCGACAAGUGGUGGGCGAGUUCCAAGUCCUGUCUUCUUUUAGCGGGUGGAAGUAAUUUUGUGGACGAUCAUUCAUCGGGCUCUCUGAAUUGGUUGUCGUACGGCGCCAUACUCGCCAUCGAGGAGCUUCGCCUGCAAGACCGAAACGUUGCCUUCUUUCUGGCCCAGACGAGCUGGUCGGUCAAUGAGCGAAAGCGUUGCACGAUCCGGCAGAUCAUCGUGAAUCUGAUCUACCAGAUCUCAGCCAUGCAUGACGACCUGCUCCGCAGCAAAAUCGACAGGCUAAAAGCAGCAGUGCAGAGCGCAGCAUGGAACGAGAAUAACGGUGAUGCUUUCUGGCUCAAAGCACAGCCGCUGCUACUAGAGAUUUUCUCGACUUUUUCGUGCGAGGAGGAGAUCUUUAUUGUCGUAGAUCGCCUGGAUCAAUGCGCCUGGAGCGAGGAUGAGGACGAGGACGAGGAAGACGAGGACGAUUCCUCCCCCUCAUCCUCAUCCUCGUACUCUUCCCCCACAGGACUGGACAUGUGCCAUGCCAUUGAGGAACUACUCCAUAUCGCAGCCGAAGCACACUGCCACGUCAAGAUCCUGUUGACCAUGGACACCGCUUCGUCCCAGAAAGUGGCGCGGGGGAGGAGCAGGAUGUCCAAGAAAGAGCGUAAAGUGCUGCUGUUGAAGGCAGAAUGGUGUCAGGCCACAGACGAGGGCCGAUCCGAUGAGUGA